Messenger RNA from Rotaria sordida, 714 nucleotides. Lineage: Eukaryota; Metazoa; Rotifera; Eurotatoria; Philodinida; Philodinidae. The record is from the annotation of a GenBank genome assembly.
AUGGCAUUUUUUGAUUAUCAAAGUAAUUUACUAGGACCAAUUGUGCUUCCACGUGUUCAUUUUCUACGUUUUGUUAUUACUGAACCACUUCCACUUGUGCUACUUCAUUUUGUACAACAGAUUGCGCCUCGUAUUCAUCAUCUAGUAUUCAAUGAACAUUAUUUAAGACAAGAAAUGGGUUGUGCAUCGUCACGUUCAAUCCCAAAUUUCGAUGCAAGAAUUCGAACAAAGGAUGGAAAGAAAUUUCGAAUCUCGUAUUAUGACUUGAUUCAUCACAUCUUACUGCUUCGUCGAGUGAUUGCUCAACCAGAACUAACACAAGAAGGAUCGACAUUGGAUUAUUUUAUUAAUGAUUAUUGUAAUCGAAUGGCACGACAAGCCAUGAACAAUGAACAUCAACAAUUGAAACUUCCAUUGGAAAUUGUAUGGAUUUGGCACGUCCAUCGUCUUCAUCCAUUAAUCUAUUACAACGAUUGUACUAAACAACUUCUAGGCAGAAAACUUGUCGAUAAAAAAGUUCGUCAAGUUCUACAAAAUCGUGAAAACAAACAUGAUGCAAAGAACUCAUUUUCAUCGAUAAAUAAUCAUUCAGCAUUCGUUCUAUCAAUCGAUUUGAAAAAAGCCGUCAUUUGUCAACGUGAUUUUCUUGAAAAAUUUCAAAAACAUUAUCUUUAUUCGUUCGACUUAAAAAAUAUGGAUCGUUCGAAUUUUUAA